This is a messenger RNA of Macrosiphum euphorbiae (potato aphid), 573 nucleotides long. Lineage: Eukaryota; Metazoa; Arthropoda; Insecta; Hemiptera; Aphididae. The record is from the annotation of a GenBank genome assembly.
AUGGCCGUCUUAAAUAUUGUCAUUUGCACAACAUUGAUUGUGGUUACUUCACUAGGUACCGUGCAAAGCAAUAGCAUACCGAUUGAAAUCGCUGACAAUCAAUGGGUAGUUGAUGCCCAAAAUUCUAUAAAAGAUUCUUUGACAAAAUUAGAAACGUAUGGAGUAGAAAAUGAAAAAAUCAAGACGAUAACCAACGAAGCAUUCGAUACAUUUACAAAGUUCGUGGAAAAUGACCUGUCGAAAAUUAUUAAAAAGGUGGAUGAUAUAAAAUCGGAAAGGAUAUGGGUAUUAAAAACUCAAUUGAAGAAUUGGUCAGACGCUUUGGAAAGACUAAAUAAAGUGUCCGACGUGACUGAGAAAACGCCCGAUAAAGCAAUAGGAAAAUUUUACAUGACCAUCGAUUAUAUAGCAAAAGAAGUUGUUGGAUUUGAUCAAAAUUACAAUUACGAUUCGAGUGAAUCGAAUGAAAUUGUUGAGGAACUCAAAUUGUUACUUAAAAACUCUGUUACAAAGUUGGUUGAAUAUGCAAAUUCCGUUGAGGAUCAAGUUUCCGGGAUUUCUAAAACUGAAUGA